CAUUUUAUGUAAAUUAUAAUACACUUGAAAUGAAUAUUCGGUAUAUAGCCUACAAGAAAACAUGCGGAUCAUUUAUCACACAUAGCCAUACUCAGAUACUGUAAAAAAGUAAUAAAAUACUGUAACACAGUACGCAUAACUACAGUAUGGACGACAGUUCCCACCAUCCUUUGCGCCCAAGCAGGACGAACGUUCGUAAUAUAGGCCAAUGGCACUCACUGUCUGAUCCAAGUUAGGAGCUUUCAGCUGCCAGCCGUGGCCCAUUAUGUAAGUGCCGCUGAGAAUUAUUUGCAGUGCCAUUGCAAAACUACCCGUUUCCUGACCGUUUUGCAAGGUGUGCAAUUGUAAUAUUGCUCUUUGCACGGACACACACGGUUCAGACGCAAAAAGGAUCCAAGUGCAUGAAGAUCGCGGCUUGUAUUCUGCAAGCAAGCUUCGGCGCGAGGGCGAUGGAGGGAGGGAGUGAGAAAGAAGGCAAAGUCUCUAGUGCAUCCCCUCCCCCCCAUCAAAGCAAAGGGGAAAUGUCUCAGCCAAAGGGAGGUAAGAAGAAGCCUGGGCUCAAGCUCUCCAAGGAGGUGUUUGAGCAGCCGUCUCCUGCUGCUGCACCCCCAAGAGAUUUGGAUUCGAAAGCUUGUGUGACCAUUGGAGAGAAGAACUUUGUGGUGAAGGCAGAUGACCUGGAGCAGAUUGGCGAGCUGGGGAGAGGGGCGUACGGUGUGGUGGACAAGAUGAGGCACAUGCCCAGUGGCCUGAUCAUGGCAGUCAAGAGGAUCCGGGCCACAGUGAACAACCAGGAACAGAAGAGACUGUUGAUGGACCUGGACAUCUCUAUGAGGACAGUAGACUGCUUCUACACAGUCACCUUCUACGGCGCACUCUUCAGAGAGGGUGAUGUGUGGAUCUGUAUGGAGCUGAUGGACACCUCUCUGGAUAAGUUUUACAAGCAGGUGAUCGAUAAAGGCAUGACCAUCCCUGAAGACAUCCUGGGAAAGAUGGCCGUCUCGACAGUGAAAGCUCUGGAACAUCUGCACAGCAAUCUGUCAGUAAUCCACCGAGAUGUGAAGCCAUCCAACAUAUUGAUCAACACCCAGGGCCAGGUGAAGAUGUGUGACUUUGGGAUCAGUGGUUACCUGGUGGACUCUCUGGCCAAGACCGUGGACGCAGGCUGCAAGCCCUACAUGGCGCCGGAGAGGAUAAACCCAGAGAUUAAUCAGAAAGGCUACAACGUCAAGUCUGACAUUUGGAGUCUAGGAAUCACUAUGAUUGAGCUGGCCAUCCUGCGGUUCCCCUAUGACUCCUGGUGCACGCCCUUCCAGCAGCUGAAGCAGGUGGUUGAGGAUCCGUCGCCCCAGCUCCCUGCUGACCAGUUCUCCCCUGAGUUCGUUGACUUCACCUCCCUGUGCUUAAAGAAAAAUUCCAAAGAGCGGCCAAACUACCCAGAACUCAUGCAACAUCCCUUCUUCAUCUCCCAUGACUCCAAAGACACUGACGUGGCUAGCUUUGUCAAGGUCAUCCUCGGGGACUGACGAGCGCCCUAAUCUAACCCAACACUCUGACCAAUUGCCACGAGGACCUACAAAAAAUAAAAGCACCCAUCACAAACCCUAUUACCUGCGGGAGUCCACCCCCUCCCUAGUCCCCGACCCCCGACCCCCGACCCCCGCCCUCUGGCACAGUGCAGAUGGACAUUAGAGGAACUCAGAGGAACUGAGUGAGAAGUUAUCCUAAAGGAUUUAAGGUCCUCACAUAUUAGAUAUGGGGAAAAUGGGGAAAUUACUGGAAUUUUGAGGAUUGGAGCACCGGCCCAUAUAUAAUCUGGAUUAAUUUAAAUAUAUCUGUAUGAAAUGUGAUUCCCCUCGACCUCUAAAUUUGUCCCACCCUUGUUACUACUAAAACAGAUUCCAUUGUUAGAUGUUAAUGAAUUAAGCAACGUGUGGAUUAUGCCCUGUCCUGUAGAGUACCACGGUAUGAGUCAUAAU
Coregonus clupeaformis (lake whitefish) is the source of this 1979-nucleotide messenger RNA. RefSeq names its product dual specificity mitogen-activated protein kinase kinase 6. Bases 402 to 1526 code for a protein of 374 amino acids. The transcript is spliced from 12 exons. NCBI's taxonomy places the organism in Eukaryota, Metazoa, Chordata, Actinopteri, Salmoniformes, Salmonidae. Gene Ontology annotation, biological process: MAPK cascade; protein phosphorylation. Gene Ontology annotation, molecular function: MAP kinase kinase activity; ATP binding. The record is from RefSeq and is a predicted model, not a curated record.